Molecule: messenger RNA, 624 nt
Organism: Adineta ricciae
Lineage: Eukaryota; Metazoa; Rotifera; Eurotatoria; Adinetida; Adinetidae
Source: the annotation of a GenBank genome assembly
AUGAAAGAAGAUUAUUGCUCAACCAUGAAGAAAAUCGAGGAAUGGUGUUCUCAAUGUGUUCAACGGAUAAAUGAACAUGCUAUCGCACAGAAAGCUCAUCUCGUGGAUGCUUACACGCUCAGAAAACAGUUCUUGAAGAAACGAUGUGAAGAAAUCGUUAAUUUAGCCUGCAGCAGCUCUGAUCAAACUGAAAAGAAUUCAUUCGAAGAAUUGUGUGCUAAAUUUCAUAAUUUAAAUGUUCAAUACUGGGAACUUAGACGUGUCACACAUGAAUGGACCAGAUUGGAUGUGAUUAUCACAUUAGAACUGGAAGAAACAAGAAGUGCGGAUAGCACGGCUACGCUACACAGUGCUAGAAGGCGAAGAAGACAACAUAAACUUGAAGAUACAACAGCACACAUUAACAAGACCUCAUCCGAAAAGCAAUCUUCUGAUUCAACAUCUUCAAAUUUAGAUCAUAAGAAUCAUUCACAAGUAGACGAAACACAAGCUGGAACAAAUGAUUCUGUAACAGAUGAUUUUACGAAUAAAUGUCCUAUAUGUUAUAUGAUAUAUCCAAGAAGUUUUACGAUCUAUGAUCGUCAAAGACACGUGAAUGCACACAUGGACGAAGAACCGAACUGA